Messenger RNA from Bufo bufo (common toad), 1603 nucleotides. It is a transcript of the gene HDAC11, whose product is annotated as histone deacetylase 11. Gene Ontology annotation, molecular function: histone deacetylase activity. The transcript is spliced from 10 exons. The coding region runs from base 89 to 1084 and encodes 331 amino acids. The record is from RefSeq and is a predicted model, not a curated record. Lineage: Eukaryota; Metazoa; Chordata; Amphibia; Anura; Bufonidae.
GUGAUGUCAUCCUGACAAGUGCAUAACCCCGCCUCCUGUCUGACGUCAUGCACUGGAGGAGGAGCGCAGCCCUAAGGAAGGAAACAACAUGCCGCAUGAAACAAAACUGUAUCAAGACAUCCCUGCAAGUCGCUGGCCGAUUGUAUAUUCCAGUGAUUAUAACAUCACAUUUAUUGGACUCGAGAAGCUUCAUCCGUUUGACUCUGGCAAAUGGGGAAAAAUUAUCAAUUUUCUCAGGGAUGAGAAGUUAAUCACAGAUGAUGCAAUUGUAACUGCUAAGGAAGCAGCAGAGGAUGACUUACUGGUUGUACAUACCAGACGCUACUUAAGCAAAUUAAAGUGGUCAUUUGUGGUUGCUUCCAUAACUGAGAUCCCACCACUGGUCCUGCUUCCCAACUUCCUAGUUCAAAGAAGAGUAUUGAAACCAUUGAGGACGCAGACAGGAGGCACCAUAAUGGCUGGAAAACUGGCUAUUGAAAGAGGAUGGGCAAUCAAUGUUGGUGGAGGCUUCCAUCAUUGUUCCAGUGACAAAGGUGGAGGAUUUUGUGCAUAUGCUGAUAUAACAUUAGCUAUCAAGUUCUUAUUUGAACGUGUUGAAGGUGUUUCCAAGGCAACCAUAAUUGACCUGGAUGCUCAUCAGGGUAAUGGGCAUGAACGAGAUUUCAUGGAUGAUAAAAGGGUGUACAUCAUGGACAUUUACAAUCGGCACAUAUACCCUGGAGAUGCACUUGCAAAAAGUGCAAUAAAAAGGAGAAUAGAGCUGGACUGGGGCACAGAAGACGAGGAAUAUUUGGAAAAAGUAGAAACUCAUGUAAAAGGGGCACUGAAUGAGACCACUCCUGAUGUGAUCGUCUACAACGCAGGGACAGAUAUUCUGGAUGGAGAUCCACUUGGAGGACUCUCAAUUUCUCCUCAAGGAAUUAUAAAGAGAGAUGAAAUUGUGUUCAGCAUUGCCAGAAGCCGAUCCAUCCCAAUUCUGAUGGUCACCUCAGGAGGAUACCAAAAGCGGACAGCGCGGAUAAUUGCAGAUUCCAUAAUCAAUUUGCACAACCUUGGCCUUAUUUCUAAUUCUCAGUCAAAUUAAGCCAGGAUAUGAUCAUUGAAUUUGAAAGCUGGACUAAUAUUUAAUUUAAUUAUUACUCGGUGUGGCAAUAAUUUACAUUUUGUUGAAAAAUGUUAUAUGUGAAUCUAAAAUACUGUGUAUUUAUUUUGGUGGGGAAUUCUGAGAGCACUUUUUUUUUUUUUAUAUAUGAAUUUUUCCUGACGUUAAAGAGAAAAUCCACCUUAAAAACAUCUUCUGGCAUGAUGAGGUAUUGCAGGAAGUGUUUUAGAGGUUUCCAGUUAUAUGAACCUCCACUAUCUCUGAAUUGGUUUAGGCAGUUUACAAAGCACCGCAGCCCCUUUAAUUGUCCUUUCAAUGGCUUCUGUCGACAGUGCACUGUGACUUGUCAGAAGACGCAUUUAAGGGGAAUUUUCAGGUUUAGGCGUCAUUCCCAUCUUAAAGGGAACCUGUCACCUGGAUUUUGGGUAUAGAGCUGAGGACAUGGGUUGCUAGAUGGCCGCUAGCACAUCCGCAAUACCCAGUCCCCAUAGCUGAGAUAAG